AUGGAUGAGACUAUAGAAAACCCCAGAGAAAUAGAAACUGCAACGAUAUCACUUGCAAUCUACCAUCAUGGCAAAGCUCACACUCUGGCUUUACCUACAGACGCAACGCUUCAAGAUCUCUCCACCUUGAUUUACUCCACGUUUACCAUAUCUGUCGAAAAUCAGAAGCUCUUAAUCUCCCCUAAGCCUGGGCUUCAGAAGCCUCCUUUUUUCCCGAUUCCACUCUCAACACUCCCAAUUACCUCCCCGCGAUUUAAAAUCACCCUUCUUGGGAGUACAAAUUCGGAAAUCGACUCUUUAAACAAAUCUUUAUCUGACAUUCAAGCGGAACAGAAGAAACGUCGCAACCCACCCAUCAAACCUGCAAAGCCCCUAUCCAAUACACGCACCCAAGCUCCCUCCUCACAAUAUACCUUCCACAGACUGCUUCCAUUACCCUAUCUCCCCAACCCAGACCGCAGUCUCACAUAUCUUGCACGUCUCCGUGACGACCCUGGAAUCCGCUCUGCAAUGGCGAAGCACAGGUUUUCUGUUCCCCUUCUCACAGAAAUGAAUCCAGUUGAACAUACCACCCUCUCGUCGCGAACGCUCGGCCUCAACCGCAAUAAGGGUCAAGUUAUUGAACUACGUCUACGUACCGACGCGUACGAUGGAUAUAGGGACUACCGUACUAUUCGAAAGACCCUGUGCCAUGAACUAGCGCACUGCGUGCAUAGUGAGCAUGAUCGUGACUUCUGGAAUUUGACGGCGCAAAUUGAACAGGAGGUUGAAGGUGCAGACUAUUGGGGAAAAGGUGGUAAGAGGUUGACAGAAGAUGAUUUUUAUAAUCCGGCUGAUUGGGAAGAGACGAAAAGUGGCGAGGACGUGAUGGACCAUGGAGGCUGGACGGGUGGGGAGUUUGUGCUGGGAGGGUUAAAUAACGGAGGUGGAGCGGAGUCUGGGUUAAGUCGACGGGAGGUUCUAGCGAAAGCUGCUGAGUUACGGAUGUCCAAAGCUAAGGAGAAACCUAGUGGGAAGGACGAGAGUCCUGAAAGCUGA
Molecule: messenger RNA, 1038 nt
Organism: Ophidiomyces ophidiicola
Lineage: Eukaryota; Fungi; Ascomycota; Eurotiomycetes; Onygenales; Onygenaceae
Exons: 1
Coding region: 1-1038 (345 amino acids)
Molecular function (GO): proteasome binding
Source: RefSeq, a predicted model, not a curated record